Molecule: messenger RNA, 1920 nt
Organism: Peromyscus eremicus (cactus mouse)
Lineage: Eukaryota; Metazoa; Chordata; Mammalia; Rodentia; Cricetidae
Gene: Rasgef1c
Product: RasGEF domain family member 1C
Exons: 14
Coding region: 2-1537 (511 amino acids)
Biological process (GO): positive regulation of GTPase activity; Ras protein signal transduction
Cellular component (GO): plasma membrane
Molecular function (GO): guanyl-nucleotide exchange factor activity
Source: RefSeq, a predicted model, not a curated record
AAUGGAGCAGCUCAGCAGUAUUCCUCCUGUCCAGGCCCUGGCAGGACAAGGAUGCUUAAGACAGGAGGAGCCAGCACCCCAUAUAACAAAGCCAAUGAGAAGGCAGAGUGGGCAGCCCAGGGCUGGUAAAGCAGGCAUGCCCCGGACACUGAGUGCCUCCGACAUGGUCACCCCGGGCAGCCUCAGCCCGCCUCCCACAGAAUCCACAGAAGGCGAGCAGGCUGGACAGCCCCUCCUGGACGGAGCUCCAUCUUCAGCCUCUCUGGACACUCUGAUUCAGCACCUAGUGCCCACAGCCGAUUACUACCCCGAGAAAGCCUAUGUCUUCACCUUCCUGCUGAGCUCACGCCUCUUCAUCGAGCCCCGGGAGCUCCUGGCUCGGGUGUGCCACCUGUGCAUAGAGCAGCAGCAGCUGGACAAGCCGGUGCUGGACAAGGCCCGAGUCCGGAAGUUUGGGGCCAAGUUGCUCCAGUUGUUGGCCGAGUGGACUGAAACCUUCCCCCGGGACUUCGAGGAGGAGUCCACCAUUGGACACCUAACAGACGUCGUGGGCCGCAUCGCCCCGUGUGACGAGACCUACGGGAACAGGAUGCAUCAGCUCCUGCAGACCCUGCACCAGAAACUGGCAUCACUUGGCCAGGGGCCAGAAGGCCUGGCAGGGGCGGACAAGCCCAUCUCGUACAGGACCAAGUCUCCAGCCUCCAUCCACAGGGAGCUCCUAGGUGUCUGCAGCGACCCCUACACGCUGGCCCAGCAACUGACCCAUGUGGAGCUGGAGCGACUAAGACACAUAGGACCUGAGGAGUUUGUCCAGGCUUUUGUGAACAAGGACCCCCUGGUGGGCACAAAGCCCCGGUUCAGUGACAAGAGUAACAACGUAGAGGCCUACGUGAAGUGGUUCAACAGGCUGUGUUAUCUCGUGGCAACUGAGAUCUGCAUGCCAGCCAAGAAGAAGCAGAGAGCUCAGGUGAUCGAGUUCUUCAUUGAUGUGGCCCGUGAGUGUUUCAACAUCGGCAACUUCAACUCCCUCAUGGCCAUUAUCUCCGGUAUGAACAUGAGCCCUGUCUCCAGGCUGAAGAAGACUUGGGCCAAAGUGAAAACAGCCAAGUUCUUCAUCCUAGAGCACCAGAUGGACCCAACGGGGAAUUUCUGCAACUAUAGGACAGCCCUGCGUGGGGCAGCUCACCGCUCCCUGACUGCCCACAGCAGCAGAGAGAAGAUUGUCAUCCCCUUCUUCAGUCUGCUCAUCAAGGACAUCUACUUCCUCAACGAGGGCUGCGCCAACCGCCUUCCCAAUGGGCAUGUCAACUUUGAGAAAUUUCUGGAACUGGCCAAACAGGUUGGAGAGUUCAUCACCUGGAAACAAGUGGAAUGUCCUUUUGAGCAAGAUCCCAGCAUCACCCAUUACCUGUACACCGCCCCCAUCUUCAGCGAGGACGGUCUGUAUUUGGCUUCCUAUGAGAGUGAGAGCCCAGAGAACCAGACAGAAAAGGAGAGGUGGAGAUCCCUAAGAUCUUCUAUUCUGGGGAAGACAUGAGAAGCCGAGACAGAGGAGGAGGAGGAGGAGGAAGCAAUGGAGCUGACAGCCCAUCCCAGCUCCAUCACAGAUGGCCCAACAGGUGGAGGUUGACGCAAAGCCUUGCUACUUUGCAAACCAGACCCUGUGGCCUGGCACCUGCCACAGUGGCCGCAUUGGCCUAGGAAACCUUUUACGGGAUCUCAGCCCUGGCUGACCUGCAGGGCCUCCAAGAGCAUGGGUAACAUGCCUUGGGCAAACUUUGCCUUCAUGACCAAGUGGGUCACAUACUCAAUCUGUCCAUUCUGGACAGGGACACGGCGCUACCCCAAUGGGCUGGGCGACUGCAAUCACAUGAUCUUGUUAAGUGACGUGUGCUGUGGAGAUGAACACCACCAUCUGUC